AGCCCAUCAAAGAGGAUCCAUCCGUUGGGAAAACGUUCGUUCCGUUCUUUCGGUUGAUGACGUUGGGGUACAAAGUUACGCGCCUACUGUGCAACCGUCAUCAGUCUGCAACGGUGCCUCGAACGCGACGGUUGUAUACAUUCGGGAGCUGCUCUCCACCGCCACCUAUUGGCAAUUAUACACACAGAGUCUCUGACUGGGGGAAAAGCUUCUUUCCAUUCAAGGAUUACCAACCGCAGCAGGUGUUUGGGAUUUGGCCGUGUGGUGUGAAUGCAACUGCUAGGUGCAAGGUGACACGCGGUGAACUAAUUUUGACGGAGUUUUUCUUGCGAGAAAACUGUGACACGUCGUCUCGUCUUGGCGCGAUAUGGGUUGAUGUGUGCUCUCUCUCACGGUAAACGGCACCAAUUCGAACGAUAGCGUGCGGUGUGGUGGCGCAAAUAGAUCGCGGGAUGGCCUUUAAAAUGGGCGUAAAACACAACACGCGAUUAUUUCAGGUGAGGUGUGCUUAAUUACGCCCCGUCCCAGAGAAAGUCUGAGACAGCGGGAGGAGGUGAAAAACAGCAACAGUUUAGCAGCUUAAAUUACACUACUUUAAUGAGGUGGAGGUGCAAUAACGGUCUGGGAUCUGGGGAGAAUAGCACCUGUAGUUAACCUGACACGGUGAAAGGUGAGCAGCCCUCGUCUUCUCGGUUGCAAACAAGUAGUAGGUAGGUACUCUGAAGGUUGCAGCCUGCCCAGGGCUAGGAAUUGGGAAGACUAAUGAAUUUUUAUCGUGUACCUCGGUCAGAGAUCCUAAUGAAAAUUUAUCGGCUGCUCUGAGGGUAAGACAAUGAAGAGAAAUAAUGCGAAGGUGUGUAAGGUCCAAUAACCGAGUGGUUAAGUGUUUAAUAAAGGUUUUCGGCAACGUUACGACGAAGGUUUCUGUCGGCUAGCCUACUACGACGAAGGACUGAUACGUGUACUAUACAGAGUGUACGAUAACGGAAGUCGAGGCGUCGAGUGUCGAUGCAAGAAGAGUCCCUCGGACGCGGUGAAUCAAUCUUUGUGGAUUUUACUCUUGAGUGCAGGAAACUGGUGGACGGAGAUCGGAAGAGGUAGUUACGAGUGGAAAAAAGGAUUGAAUUACCGAGAUAAGGCGUGUUCGGAAGAGGCGUGCAAUUUGGUGGCAAUUUUUUGUGUGUAGGGAUGGUAAUGACCGGUUCUGGGUGAAAGCAAAAAGGGAUUUUAUGACGUUUGCCUGUUGUAGCAGUAUCCGGACGGAGAAAGAAUCCAUGGAGGACCAAUAUCUGGAUUGAGUCCGGCCACCAAGCGAGCAGUAGCAAGCGACUUCACUAAUUAAAUUUGAACCCAUCGCCGCCUACUUUGGGGGGCGUCCUACGACUACUGGGCGACGGCGCGAAAUGAGUCAAAACCGACCUCCGACACUGUCAUCGACAUACAGAAAGCAAAAUAUACGAACCGGAAGUACUAGCGCCAUCGCCGCACCCGUCCCCGAUCGCAGCAAUCGGGAAAGUUGCUGCUGUCAUAGCAACGGACACUGUCAUUUGUCUUCAUCAACCUGGCUAAGCGCUGACCUGGCACGAUGCUCACGACUUCUCAUCAUCACCGUCGCCACCAGCAUUCGCCCAGUGAUGAUGCUGACUAAGAAGAUAAUGAUGACGAUGCUGAUGCAGCCACUGGACAUGGGAGUGUGUAAAUAGUUUUCGUCCCUUUUCGGCCCUGACUUCAGACGAAGAAAGCAAACAAUGUGAUACUGACUACAAGUCAAACAAGCACUCAAAAUACACGAAUGGUUAAACCAAUGAUUUAGGCCUUUGCAUCCCUAGCCCCGUCUGUAGCUGUCGAAUAAACGGAAAAGAUAUCCAAAACCAGCACAGCUUCUUGCUCACAACACACAGGUCGUGACCGAACCCAAAACCAGCUGAUCAAAGCACGCUAAGCAAUCGUAACCAAAGCAACUGAACGAAUCGAAGCAACCCAGCACACGAAACAGACUCAUACACAUCACAUCACCUAGGUUUAAAAGCGCGCUUGAGACAUUCCCUCCGUUUUUCGCCGCCUGCAUCUGCACCCGAGACCAGCCAGCCAGGGGGAGUAUGAUCCAUCUGUAUCCCCUCGAGGAGCAUCCGCAUUUUUGUUCGUUUUACUGGGGUGCCUUCAACGGGAACAGCAGCACCGGCAGUAGCAGCGGUAGCACCAGUUUCAGCGCGGCCACCAGUACCAACUACGAUGGGACGCUUCGCAGUGGGCUCUACGAGGACCCUCGCAUAGAGUACCUUCGGAAGAUUUCCUACGGCAUCGCCCUGCCCAUCAUCUGCGCGCUGGGGAUCGUCGGCAACGUGUUGAAUCUGGUGGUGCUAACCAGGCGCAAUAUGCGCGGAACGGCCUACAUCUACAUGAGGGGAUACUCGGCGGCCGCUCUGCUGGCGAUCAUAUUUGCCAUCCCGUUUGGCAUGCGGAUGCUGAUACACCGGGACUCCGGCCGGUGGCGCAACUUUGCCCAAGCCUUCUACUCCGCCCAUCUGGAGCUGUUCCUCGGCAACGGUUGCCUUGGUGUCGGCGUCAUCAUGCUGCUGGUGCUGACCAUCGAGCGGUACGUCUCGGUGUGCCACCCGGGCCACAUCCGGCGGUUCUGCCCGCCGCGGGUCACCGUCGCGCUGAUACCGGUGCUCACCUUCCUGAUCUACCUGCCAUCGGUGCUCCGCGGCGAGGUCGUCAAAUGUGUCUUACAAUCCGAUGGAACAAUAAUGUAUCAUAAGCGCGAUAAUAUGAAGUUUUUAGAUUCGUUAUUUUAUUCGAUUUACAAGGUGAUAUUGGAGAUUGUCUUCAAGCUGGCCCCGACGGUGCUAAUAGCCGGUUUAAACCUAAGGAUAAUGAUCGUGUAUCGUCGUACCUGUGAUAAACGCCGACGGAUGACGCUGUCCCGGAUCAACACCAAGGACGAGGAUCCGAGGAAAUUUGCCGAGGAGCGGCGGCUCAUGAUGUUGUUAGGUAGCACAUCGCUUCUCUUCCUGCUCUGUGUUUCCCCAAUGGCUCUCCUCCACGUGACGCUGUCACCUGAACAUCUGUCCAGUUAUUCCUUUCAGCUUUUCCGAGCGCUUGCAAACCUACUGGAGCUCAUAAACUACUCUUUGACCUUCUACAUCUACUGUCUGUUCAGCGAAGACUUCCGGAACACCCUGUUCCGGACGAUACGGUGGCCGUGGUUCGAGAAACCACUGUACAAUCGAGGAACCGACUUCCCCCUGAAGCAUCUGCCGCCGGGUUCGAUCCUCAACGGGCACCACCAUCACCAUCGGCACCACCACCACCACCACCACUCGAACGGCAAGCGGCGUCUAGCGAACAGCAGUUCCCCUGGCAACGGCACUCUCCUCCAUCCGAACUCGAUCCACAGCCAGCGGCUGUCACCGAGUGCCACCAUGCAACAGCAGCACCUCCUGACGGCCACGACACCAAACACGACGGCCACGACCACACCGCAGCACCUGCAGGCUACGCAAAUCACCCUGACGACGACGACCACCACUUCCGGUUUCUGCACGGCCAACGGCCGCUCCAGCAGCAUAUGAUAUUACGCCAACGGCGGCGGUGGCAGCAGCACGUGCUGCUCCGUCAGCCGCAGCGACAGCAUCUCCAGCGGAAUCGGCAUCGGAACGCGCGUGUUCGAGACCACCGGAGGCGGCGCCGGUGGAAUGGAAGAGGGCGAUGCGGCCGAUGAACCGCCGCCAGUUGACGUUUGAAAGUCGGUCUAAGUAGGCGCUACUUUGCGUUGCGGCCCAAAAUUCGCCACUUUCAGUAAAACAAAGUAACCCUAAUCGGUUCGACACGUGAAUGACACCAUGUCCAAAAACAAGUGCGCUAUCAAAAUCCCAGAAAAUGCGAUUCGUUAAAAGCAUAGUUAAAUAUGUAUUGAAGGUGAUCUCUCCGCAGCCUAGUUAUCUAUGGAAUCAAAACAAACAAAACAUCUAUUAUAAAUAGCUCAUCGAUGUUGUUGUAAAUAAAUACAGAAGUUCGAAUUUCCCCGGCGAAUCGAAGCGGAAUCGAUCGCCGAAUGAGGGAAAUCCAAGCGAAAACAGUGUCCUACCCCUCGGUAUUGUAGUUAUACGAAGAUAUUUAGAUUUAGACAGCAGAAUUAAGAAAAAAGUGGACUAAUCCAAACAACCCAGAUGUGACAGUAAAUUUUACAUUCUACAUAUAUUUAUAUACACUCAGUAACAACAGACAUUAUUCAAAUACAAUGCUAUGAGCGUGUUUAAAAACAGAGAGAGCGGAGAAGACGAAAAAAAUACACGGAAAAAUCGGUGCCAUUUCUCAAAAUUCCAUUGUUGUUAGAUCCUAUUUAGAGUGCAGUAGAAGAAUAUGACGCCGAAGAAGUCACGAAACGUGAAUUGUUAGGAUGAAGCAUUGUGGAUCUGGAUUUUUAGUUGCGACGAUGGCAGCCACACUCAAGCUCACUUGAGCCCAUUGACAGUUGACUAACACUGAAUCUGCUGAUCAACUGUCAAACUAGUUUGUCAGUUUGACUGUGACCGAGUUUGACUGUGGCUGCUAUCAUCAUCGCUCGUAAGAUGCUGGAUUUGCCGGCAGCCCGAUAUGCUUUCAACCGUAAUGGGUGUACCACAAAAGGCUGGAGAAUCAAAUUCUGAACCAGUUAUUAAAAAGCAUUACAAAGUAUUAAAUUGCUAUACUGAACCUAACUAACAAAAAAAAAAUAGGUUUGAAAAUGAGACCAGAAUGAGUAUUUCAAACCAAAGCUGGAAAUGUAGCAAGACGAAUCACGAGAGGAAGGAUUUGAAUUUUGCGAGAAACUAACCGACCAGUGUCUAGCCCCUCUAUUACCAACAACCAUGUGACCUAUAUGUGGGAGUGGAGGCUUGUAAAUAUAAUGCCCGAUUUUAAGCUGAAUCUAUUCGAAAAACCAAUUACGAUGGUGUACUUCUAACUAGUAGAAUUAACAAACAGUAAAAACAGAUCGGAAUAAAUCUCGCAAAUUCGUC
Aedes albopictus (Asian tiger mosquito) is the source of this 5003-nucleotide messenger RNA. Its product is annotated as probable G-protein coupled receptor B0563.6. The transcript has 9 exons. Gene Ontology annotation, cellular component: membrane. The record is from RefSeq and is a predicted model, not a curated record. Gene Ontology annotation, molecular function: G protein-coupled receptor activity. Gene Ontology annotation, biological process: G protein-coupled receptor signaling pathway. Lineage: Eukaryota; Metazoa; Arthropoda; Insecta; Diptera; Culicidae. Bases 2100 to 3575 code for a protein of 491 amino acids.